CCCAUAUUAAAGUUUCAUUUCCUCAAUAAAUCUCCACCCUCUUUUGAUCAUCCAUAAAAGACCAUCGAAGAAAAGCUUGUAAUGUUAUUCACCUCCUGACUGACCAAACAUGCAUCUGAACAUCUUCACCGUUCUCAUUUUCACUCUUUUUGCUGAAGGACACUCGCUCAAAUGUUAUCAGUGCAUAGGUCUGCUGGGUCCUUGUGAGAAGAAAGAGACGACGUGUCCCUCUGGAGAUGCUGUAUGUGGAAGUCAAAUGACGGUACAAUCCAUUGGAGCCACUUCAACAAACAUACAGACAAAAAGCUGUCUAGAGCCAAAGAUGUGUGUAAAUGGAUCCCUCAACUUCGGUAUUACAAGAACAGCAACAACUACACAGUGCUGUAACACAGACCUCUGUAAUAGCCGAGAUGUUUCAGAUUCCAGCUCUAACAACCUGAAUGGAAAACAAUGUUAUUACUGUGAAAAUGACAGUUGCUUUAAUAAAUUAAGCUGCUUAGGAUCUGAAGACCACUGCAUUAAAGCAAAAGUAAAUUCGGAAUCUAUGUCCGUGACUGUUAAGGGAUGUGCAUCUAAAUCCAUGUGUGAUGCCAUAUCACAAAUAUCUCAAUAUGGAGACAUCUCAUGCUGUCAGGGGAAUCUGUGUAACAGCGCUAAGAGCAUCACUCAGAACCUCCUCAUUCUCCUCUCAUGGCCGUUCAUCUCCUACAUCAUGUUUCACUGAAUUCAGCAGAACAUCACACUCGGCGAAUGCAUCACAUUUAUACUUUGUGGUAGGACUUAUAAAAACUUGUGAAUAGGGAAUACUGAAGAUAUACUGUAGGCUCAUAAAUCCAACUACAGUCACACAAACAUCACUCAAUAUGACCUGAAUUUUCUUUUAUGAAUUAUGAUGAUCUGAUUAGUUUUUUAUUAGUGUUGUUUUUGUUUUUAGGGCAUGGGAAAAACAAGAUUUUGAUCACUUUGUGAACAUCUGAAGAGAUGACAGUAUUGCACCUGAACACAAUGAUGCCAAUAAAGCAAAUUUAAAUAAAAAUUUGGAUA
Messenger RNA from Triplophysa dalaica, 1044 nucleotides. RefSeq names its product lymphocyte antigen 6G-like. The transcript has 5 exons. NCBI's taxonomy places the organism in Eukaryota, Metazoa, Chordata, Actinopteri, Cypriniformes, Nemacheilidae. The record is from RefSeq and is a predicted model, not a curated record. The coding region runs from base 110 to 724 and encodes 204 amino acids.